AUGAAUAUAUAUAAAAAUUUCAAAAUUAAUUUAUCAUUAGUUGUUCUCGGGGUUGUAAAUAUACAAGUACAAUCUCAUUGUGGUGGCGUCAAUCCCUAUUUGUCUCCAGUUCAAUUUAAUAAUCAUAUAUUUAGAAGAAUGUUGUCUGUCAAUGAAUCUGAUGAUGUUGUUGUUGAGACACCAAUUGAAGAAACAUUUAAUAAGAAGAAUGAACCUAUUGAUGAAAAAUUUGAAGAAUGGUUUUAUUCUAAUGGUGGAGAACAAACCGUAGAACAAUUAUUAAGUAAGACAGGUGAUGCCGUUUGUCAUGGUUUUGGUAGUUGUGUAGCAAAACGUGCUAAUAGUUUAUUAAGAUUAUGUAAUAUUAAGAAUGAGGAAAAUAUAUUAAAUGAUAAUGAUUUAUUAAAUCAAUACUUGAAUGGAGAUGUAUUAAAUAUAUUCAAUGAAAACAAAUCAUUAUUUAAAGAUUUAUUAAAUGAAGAUAUAUGUAAUACAAAGAUUUAUAUAUAUAUAUUAUUAUUUAAUUUUGUUAUUUUUUCUGGAAUUUUACAAAUUAUAAUAAAUAAAGAAAUAUCAUUACUGGGAAAUGAAUCCGAAGAAACCAAUAAAUUAUUAGCUCUAUGGAAAAGAGUGGUGAAAAAUGAAGAAAGCAAAUAUAACCUUUUAAAAAGAAAUUUAUAUCAACAUUAUUUGAAACUAAGAAAUAAAAGUAGAUUACCGAUUGAUACAUUGAAUAACAUAUUAAAUGAAUGUAAUAUGGUAGUUAAGAAAUAUAAUAAUAAUUAUGAUAAGACGCUUAAUGAAAAAUUUCAAGGAUGGUCAACAGUUACUCCUCAUAAUAUAUUUGAAUUUAAAAUGUUUGUAAUGGCUUGUAGAUUAACAUGGAGAAGAAUAAUAAAAAAAGUACAUACAGAAUAUACAGAAUUAUUAAAAAUAUCAUUCAAAUAA
Plasmodium reichenowi is the source of this 948-nucleotide messenger RNA. Its product is annotated as putative exported protein. The record is from RefSeq and is a predicted model, not a curated record. Bases 1 to 948 code for a protein of 315 amino acids. NCBI's taxonomy places the organism in Eukaryota, Apicomplexa, Aconoidasida, Haemosporida, Plasmodiidae. The transcript has 2 exons.